Messenger RNA from Hyaloscypha bicolor E, 2150 nucleotides. RefSeq lists its product as uncharacterized. The transcript has 2 exons. NCBI's taxonomy places the organism in Eukaryota, Fungi, Ascomycota, Leotiomycetes, Helotiales, Hyaloscyphaceae. Gene Ontology annotation, cellular component: small-subunit processome; nucleolus. Bases 15 to 1895 code for a protein of 626 amino acids. Gene Ontology annotation, biological process: maturation of SSU-rRNA from tricistronic rRNA transcript (SSU-rRNA, 5.8S rRNA, LSU-rRNA). The record is from RefSeq and is a predicted model, not a curated record.
CAUCAUCAACCACAAUGGCGAAGAAGAGAAAGGCCUCGGGCCGCCCUGCUGCGUCAGGUGAAGAGAAAGGUUGGGGUCAAUCCAAGGGUGGGAAGAUGGGGCCGAUUACCACCUACGAAGAUGUCGCCGAUUCUGAGGACGAAUUUCACAUCAAUCGUGACAAGGUGAUGCUGGAUGCUGGACCAGAUGCGAAGAGGAGGAAGAAAUGGCAAGAACAAGACGCCCUCCUCGAACCCUCCGACGAAGAAGUCUUAGGCUACUCCGAGAGCGAGGACGACGGGGACGAAGAACAAAACGAAGCGCCUCCCCGAAACCGUAAUGUUGCAGAAUCAUCCGAAGACGAGGUUGCCGAGGAAGAAGACGAAGAUGCUGAAGGAUGGGGAACGUCGAAGAAGGACUACUACAACAAUGAUCAAGUCGAGACGGAGGCAGAUGCUCUCGAAGAAGAGGCUGAGGCAAAGCGAUUGCAGCAGAAGAAACUACAAAAGAUGUCAGAGGCAGACUUUGGAUUCGAUGAGAGCGAUUGGCUCGACGCUGGGAACGACGAAGAAGGCGGUGAUGUGGUGACCGAGGUCCUAAAGGACGUUGAGAUUACACCAGAUAUGACACCAGAGGAACGAUUGAGAAUCCUGCAGACACGAUAUCCCGAGUUCGAAUUUCUCGCAAACGAAUUUCUACAAUUACAACCGGUUCUACAAGAUCUGCAAAAACAAGUUGAGACCGAGGCAAUGUCGAAGGCAUCAGGUCCUUCGCACACGGUUGUUAAAUGCAGAGCCCUGGUGGCUUAUAUGGCGGCUUUGACUAUGUACUUCGCUCUCCUCACAUCUCCCGCGAAGGGUGGGAAGACUGAAGGGCGUUCUCUUGAUCCUGCAGAACUACGAGAUCACGCGGUCAUGGAUAGUCUGCUUCAGUGCCGAGAACUGUGGUCCAAGGUCAAAUCAUUGAAAGCACCUGCGCCGGUCCAAAUCAAGUCAGAGGAUGGGUCUAUGGAAGAAAUUGAAACAACCGCGGCAAAUAGUUUCCCCAACGAAUCCAUCGAUGUGCCAGUGUUGAAGAAGAGCAAGAAAGAGCGGGCCCAAGCCAAAGCAGCCAAACAAGCUCAUGCUCUGCGGGAGAAACAGAUCGCGGAAGCUGAAGAAGAAUUGGCUGAUUUGUCAAGCUUGAUCCCCAAAUUGCGAAAGGCGCCCAGCGAGGCAAAAGUGGUCGCUGUUGCUGAGGAUGAUUCUGACUUCGGCGAAGAGGAGAGCAUGGAUGCCAAAUCGGCUGCCGAGAAAGCCCAAAAGAGGAAGAGUCUACGAUUCUACACUUCUCAGAUCGUGCAGAAGGCUAACAAGCGGGCUGGUGCUGGGAGGGACGCUGGUGGUGAUGCGGAUCUGCCUCACCGAGAACGAUUGCGCGACCGUCAGGCGAGACUAAAUGCAGAGGCUGAGAAUCGAGGGAAGAAGUUGGAUGAGUAUGGCCGAGGCGGGGCCGCUCUUGGUGGAGAUAGCGAUAACGGUGAAGACGGUGUUGCGGAGCAGAUGAGAGACGAAGGAGACGAAUACUACGAUAUGGUUGCCAAGACCUCAAAGAAGAAGAAACAAGACAAUACGGAGCGAAUUGAAGCAAUCAAGAAAGCCAAGGCUGAAGGAGCUAUGGUCCGCAUCGUCGAGGGUGAAGUUGACGAAGACGGCAAGCGUGCUAUUGGCUAUGUGAUUGAGAAGAACAAGGGCUUGGCACCCAAGCGGAAGAAGGACGUGAGAAAUCCCAGAGUGAAGAAGAGGAAGAAGUUUGAGGAGAAGAAAAAGAAGUUGGCUAGCACGAGGGCCGUGUACAAGGGCGGGGAGGAGAGGGGUGGGUAUGGAGGCGAGAAGACUGGUAUCAAGUCUGGUCUUGUCAAGAGUAUCAAGCUUUGAUGGAUGCAUGGACCUUGUAUGGUUUGAAUCGGAAUACAAUAAGCUUUUUGACGAUGGUCAUUUGCUUAGUGGAAACGACAUUGCGAAGUUCGACUCUGCUGCGUCUGAUCCCAGCAUAAAAUUUCGAACAGACCUGCGCCAAUUUGACUUCUGAUUUCCUUUGUCCUAUCUCUCCGCUUCAGUAUAUUGUGUUCCCUGGCAUAACAAGUUACAGACAUAUCUUUUCUACAUUUUUCCAUCCCACCUGUAAAAAGU